AUGGAGAAGAAAGCUGGAGUGCCGGACAAUGUGGCCGUCCCACUGUCCCAAACGAUGGAUCAACAACGUGUCAAUACCGAUGAAUCAAUCCUUUCAGUGUUUACAGACAACACGCUGGCAGUUGGCGAUAUUACGAAGCUCACCUCACCUGUCAAACCUGUUGCCCAAGCUCGGCCCAACAUACCCUAUGAGUGUGGACCCUUUACAAACAAGCCCAAGUCGUCUGUUGUCGUCAAUUACCCUUUUGUUGAUCGAGUUGACUUUCUCAACAUGAUUGCUGGCAUUGCAUACAGCAACUAUGAACAAGCGACUCAACGUUCGCCCGAGUUACAUCAUCAUCACUUUGUUCUUAUUACGGGUGGCUCUGGAAUUGGUAAAACAAGAGCAGCACUGGAGGUCUCUACCAUUCCUCUCAACUACCUCGAGCAAUCCGAUGAUCAGAAGUUCAUACAGGCAAUGCUAUCACCAAUCUACCUACACAUCGACCUCAAGAAAGUAUCUGCAUUCCAAACCGACCUCGACUGGCCAGGAAAGCAUGUACCAUCUCUGCGAAUUGGUACUCGCGUUGCCUUGGCAAGCGGCAUCUAUCAACACAAAUUGUUUGGCAAAAUGGUGUACGACAAGCUGGACGACUUCAUUAAUGGUGGCCAUGUCUAG
Messenger RNA from Acytostelium subglobosum LB1, 657 nucleotides. RefSeq lists its product as hypothetical. The transcript has 2 exons. The record is from RefSeq and is a predicted model, not a curated record. The coding region runs from base 1 to 657 and encodes 218 amino acids. NCBI's taxonomy places the organism in Eukaryota, Evosea, Eumycetozoa, Acytosteliales, Acytosteliaceae.